Plectropomus leopardus (leopard coralgrouper) is the source of this 1891-nucleotide messenger RNA. It is a transcript of the gene tmprss13a, whose product is annotated as transmembrane serine protease 13a. The record is from RefSeq and is a predicted model, not a curated record. Lineage: Eukaryota; Metazoa; Chordata; Actinopteri; Perciformes; Serranidae. Gene Ontology annotation, cellular component: membrane. Gene Ontology annotation, molecular function: serine-type endopeptidase activity. Gene Ontology annotation, biological process: proteolysis.
CAAACAGUUCAGUAGAAAGGAGAGGAGAAGAAAAGAAAGAGGAGAUGAGAGGUGUUUAAUAUGGCACUACUAUGCUGUAACCUCUGCUCAGUGACUGAGUAAACACCUGGAUGUAAAAAAGCUCCACUCACCUGCGCUAACUUCCACUCUCCACUCUUUGCUGACCAGUCCGAUGGCAAAGCAUGACCCGAACGAGGCCCCUCCUCCUUACUACUCUGUUGGCUUGCACACCCAGCCCCCCCUCAAGACCUAUGAGGAGGUGGUGUAUGGAGUGGGUCCAGGCCUGACACCCUAUACCCAUCCACAUUACAUUCCCCAGUAUACGCCACCUGUGGUUGCUCCCCAAGUUACACGGUCAAGCGCACCCCCCAGCAGUAGGUCGAAGAGAAGAUGCUGUGGGAGUAAUGCCCAGUGUUAUGGAGGGUCAGGGGGAACAUUACUGGUGCUCGGUCUGCUGGCACUGGCCAUCUGGCUUGGAGUUCGCUAUGGCACCCGCUUAGUGACAACAGCAAUCCUCUACAACAAGCACGAUACGGUUGAAAAUGAAGAUCCAUCUUUGCCAGUACCUGACACCUGCCCCAACAAUACUGUCCAAUGUGAUGCAAUAAGGGACUGCCAACUGGGCACUGAUGAAACAAACUGUGUGAGGUUUGACAAGAACAGAGGUCUGCAGGUGAAGACAGCUCCAGAAAGCAGCUUCCUACCAGUGUGCUACCAAAACUGGGAUCAGAGCUACGCUGACCAGACCUGCGCUCAGCUAGGAUUCAGAAGGUCCUAUGACACCAAGGCAAUUCGGACCCAGCAGUCCGGACCUGGUUUAACUCUGAACAGCAGAUCAUCUUCAUUUAUCCAGGGUCAGGUACAUGUCAGCUCAUCUUGUCCAAACCAGGAGAUCGUCUCCCUGCAGUGUGUGGACUGUGGUCGGCAGCAGUCUACAUCCCGUAUCAUUGGGGGUAGCAUAGCUAAGACGGGUCAGUGGCCUUGGCAGUUGUCGCUGCACUACAGAGGAUCCCACGUCUGCGGAGGAGUCUUGAUCACUCCUGAUUUUGUGGUGACCGCUGCCCACUGUUUCCAAAGAAGCAACCCUUCAACUCUCUUGGCGUCAAACUGGAGAGUGUACGGUGGAGUUGUGUCUCUGAACAACCUACCUCAGCCCUACCUGGUUAAGAAGAUCAUACUCCAUGAGAAUUACGACACCAAGACCAAUGACUUGGAUGUCGCUGUGCUCAAACUUAAAUCUCCAGUUGCUUUCAAUGAUAAAGUCCAGCCAGCAUGCCUGCCAGCUUUCGAUCAACAAUUUCGCCCUGGAUACAAAUGCUGGACCUCAGGUUUUGGCACCACUAAUGCAGGAUCAAACGCUGUCUCCAAUGAUCUGAUGGAAGUGACAGUGGACAUCAUUGGUACACAGUCAUGUAACAGCCGUGCUGUGUAUGGAGGCAGCGUGACCAGGAACAUGCUCUGUGCCGGUGACCUGAACGGAGGCAAAGACUCCUGUCAGGGAGACAGUGGUGGACCUCUGAUGUGUCAGGACAGGAACCGUUGGUACCUGGUGGGAAUCACCAGCUGGGGAAGAGGCUGUGGUUUAAGAAACAAGCCUGGCGUUUACACCAAUGUCAAAAGUGUUCUUCCCUGGAUCUACAGCACUAUGCAGCAAGAGACACUGUGAUGUCGUUUUACCGCCUGGUGAUUUCCUGCCCUCUCCUUCCCAAUGAACUCUGCACUAUGAAGUAGAGAGAUGGAUGGAUUUUCAAAUAGAAGGAUAAACUGAUGAGGGGAUUCUUUAGACAGAAAGACAGGUGCAUAAAUGUUUUCUUGCUCAGCAGAGACACUGAAAUCGGACAAGCUGAUCUUACUUAAAAGAAUCAUGGAAACCUAUUGCCUUGAAAAAAGU